GUCCCUGUGCAUCCAUGUGUGUACAUGCCUGGUAGGUUAAAUCCAGUUUCUCCUCGUUUCUAUCUCUCUUUCUGCCUGCCUCUAUAACUCACACACUGACACUAGCUUUGCUCUUUGGCAACACACACAAACACACACACACACGCACACACACAUAUUAAAACCACACAAAUUCAACAGAGGAUUGUAGUUGGUCCAUUUUUCUGGUGCUUUAAAACUCAAUAUAUCGCCUUCAUGGAGGAUUACCACAAACCUGACCAGCAGACAGUGCAAGCACUGAGGAACAUCGCCAACCGCCUCCGAAUCAACUCGAUCAAGGCAACAACUGGAGCGGGCAGCGGAUAUCCUACGUCAUGCUGCAGUGUGGCAGAAAUCAUGUCUGUGCUUUUCUUCCACACUAUGAAGUACCGCCCUGAAGACCCAAGAAACUUCAACAACGACCGUUUUAUCCUGUCUAAGGGUCAUGCUGCUCCUGCGUUGUACUCCAUAUGGGUUGAAACAGGUUUUCUCAAGGAGAGCGAAUUGCUCAGUUUAUGCCAGGUUGACUCUACCCUGGAGGGGCACCCAACCCCUAAACAACAAUUUGUGGAUGUCGCCACUGGAUCGCUGGGGCAGGGUCUUGGUGUGGCCUGUGGAAUGGCUUACACUGGGAAAUAUUUUGACAAAUCCAGUUACCGUGUCUUCUGUCUGCUCGGGGAUGGUGAGAUGUCAGAGGGUGCUGUCUGGGAGGCCAUGUCAUUUGCCUCCUACUACCAGCUUGACAACCUGGUGGCCAUUAUGGACAUCAACCGUCUUGGCCAGAGUGACCCUGCACCCUUGCAGCAUCACGUAGAAAAAUAUCAGAAGCGUUGUGAAGCCUUUGGCUGGCAUGCUAUCAUUGUUGACGGACACAGCGUAGAGGAGCUUUGCAAGGCUCUGAGCCAGCCAUGCCACCAACCCACUGCCAUCAUAGCCAAAACCAUUAAGGGCAAAGGCAUUCCAGCUGCAGAGGAUAAGCUGGGUUGGCACGCCAAAACUCUGCCCAAAGACAUGGCUGAGAUGGUCAUGAAGGACCUGCAGAGCCGUAUCAUGAGUAGCAGCAAGCACCUGUACCCACCUGCUCCUAUUGAGGACUCCCCACCCGUCAGCCUAAGAAACAUCAGGAUGCCAAGCGCACCCAGCUACAAGGCUGGAGAAAAGAUUGCUACGCGGAAGGCAUACGGAAUGGCACUGGCCAAGCUGGGACGCUACAAUGAACGUGUUGUGGCCCUUGACGGAGAUACCAAUAACCUCACCUACUCAGAGAUCUUUAAGAAUGAGCAUCCCAACCGUUUUGUUGAGUGCUACAUUGCUCAGCAAAACAUGGUCAGCGUUGCGAUGGGAUGUGCAGCCCGAGAGAGGAACAUGGUAUUUGCCAGCACUCUUGCAUCCUUUUUCACUCGCGCCUAUGACCAGCUUCGUAUGGCAGCGAUCUCAGAAAGCAACAUCAAUCUGUGCGGCUCUCACUGCGGUCUGUCCACCGGAGAGGAGGGCCCUGCCCUGAUGGGUCUGGAGGACGUAGCUAUGUUCAGGGCCCUUCCCACAGCAACCAUUUUCUAUCCCUGUGAUGGCGUGUCUACAGAGAAGGCUGUGGAACUGGCUGCAACCACGAAGGGUGUUUGUUACAUCCGAACCAGCCGCCAAGACUGUGCUAUCGUCUACAACAGCAAUGAGGACUUCCAUGUUGGACAGGCAAAGGUGGUGUACCAAAGCAAGGACGACCAGGUCACUGUGGUGGCAGCUGGAGUGACUUUGCAUGAGGCCCUUGCUGCAGCUGAACAUCUAAAGAAAGAGAGGAUCUCUGUCCGAGUGAUUGACCCCUUCACAAUCAAACCUUUGGAUGUCAAAACGAUCAUCGACCACACACGUGCUACCAGGGGAAGGAUCCUCACUGUCGAGGACCACUACUACGAAGGUGGUCUUGGCGAAGCAGUGUCUUCAGCAAUGGUCAAUGAGUCUGGCUUCAGUCUGCACCGUCUCGCUGUGUCCCACAUUCCUCGCAGUGGAAAACCCCACGAGCUGCUGAAGAUCUACGGUAUCGACCGUGAUGCCAUUUCCCAGGCCAUUCGUAAGAUGGUCAGCAGCUCUACCAAUGCCAAGUAACCACCUACCUAUCCAAUUACACCCCUGAAGAUAAGGCUAAGUAGUCAAAUAUGUUUUCGAUUCACAUGGCACCCAACUCUUUGAUUUCGUUCACAGUGAAUACCCCUAAGUGUGUAGGCUACUAAAGUAAUGUGAUUUUGUGCUGUACACAUUAGAGUUCCAUGUUUGCCUUCCUUUUUGUGUAUUUAUCACCAAAACUGAGACACACAAAUUCAUGCAACAUGCAUAUCCUCACUGAUAAUACCAGCGUUGUUAUAGACCCAUUUCAAUGAUAGAAAUGUGGACAUAACUGACAUUUUCAUUGGUGGAUGCUCACUAUUAAAAAAAAAAAAGUCCGGUAUUACAUGUCUGCUGUGUGAUCCUCUAAUGUGUUCCUAAUGCUCUUGGAUUCAUUCAACUGGCAGUGGUUUUAUAUUGUUUUGCUAUAGCUUGUAAUACUGAGUGGGGCAUAGUUUUCAAGUCGGUGUUUAUCAUAGAGUGUGUGUGUCAGACAGAAACUAAAUGAGUUGUUGUUGUGAAAGACUUUAGGAAACAAAGUGAAAGAAAUGUGUACACGUCAUAAAGAGCAGUCAUGCAGAGCCAGAAUUUAAACAUUCAGAUGAUUUCACUUUCAUUUUUGUAGUUUUUAAAUUUGUUUCUAUUCAGCAAUGUCUUUUGUUAUUGAAAUUUCAGUUACCGUAAACCAACACACCUCAGUGUUCAUUUGUGCUCUAGCACUGCUUUUGGACCUCAACAGCAGUGUAAUCUUUACACAACGUGGAGCAAAGAAGAGCCACCAGUGCUGAUAGAGGAUACAGUGGGCUGUGAUGUUGAAUAGCUAGUUACGUCCAGCGUGUCAGCCUAAGAACAAACACUUUCUUUGUUACUUGAAAUUUUGUAUGUACCAUACUUUCAUGUAAUAAAGCCCUCUGCAUUUGA
This is a messenger RNA of Oreochromis aureus, 3039 nucleotides long. Its product is annotated as transketolase-like. The transcript is spliced from 14 exons. Gene Ontology annotation, biological process: ribose phosphate biosynthetic process; pentose-phosphate shunt, non-oxidative branch. The record is from RefSeq and is a predicted model, not a curated record. Gene Ontology annotation, cellular component: extracellular exosome; endoplasmic reticulum membrane. NCBI's taxonomy places the organism in Eukaryota, Metazoa, Chordata, Actinopteri, Cichliformes, Cichlidae. The coding region runs from base 235 to 2121 and encodes 628 amino acids. Gene Ontology annotation, molecular function: transketolase activity; thiamine pyrophosphate binding.